AUGAGCUAUAUCUCUACGAAGUUGAGAGGUCUUACCAUUCUCAACAUUCCGGAAAAGAAAAGUAGACGAUGCUAUAAACUGGCACACAUUUCAUUACCGCACGAGAACGCCACCGACGAGGUGCCUGGCAUAUCUCAUGUCUACUGCAAUCUCAUAGAAGUCAACAACAUGGCCGAAGAGGCACAAGAUCUCGAUACUGGACGCGUCAAAGAAUGGCGAUCCAUUAUCACGCUCGUCGUGUUUGUUAUCACUAAAUAUGCGCUGACCUCGGCCAUCUUCUCAGACAUAAUUGUUUUAUUCCCCUUCCGCGUGCCGGUAUACAUCCCGCGGCCAAUAUGGAACCGUGUCGUCGACAGUCUGACUGCUCUUCGAAUCAUACCAGAACGGCAGGACAAGUCACAUCGCUUCCGAAGAAGAGACAGUCUGAUGUCUAAUGGUCAGCCGAAGCGGUUUUUCCGAACGAGCUUUCCGAUGAACAUGUUUACUGCGCCUCUCAUCGCAGACUUGUUCCUUCUAGCGAUCCGGGCGAUUGGGCGACAGGAAGUACAUGACGGCACAGUCGGUGCCCAAGGAAUCAGUCCAAUCGAUAUCAUGGUCUUCUUCCUAAGUCUGGCAUAUAUUGCGAUAUCGAUCGAUGCUUCAGGAGUAAUUCGCUGGCUCGCUUUCAAGGUCUUACAGAAAGCUGGAAAAAACGGACAUCUGUUGUUCGUGUACUUGUACACGUUCUUUUUCCUGCUCACGAGUUUCGUUGGGAAUGAUCCUAUUGUUCUCUCAGGUACUCCCUUUCUGUCAUAUAUGACGAGAGUGUCAUCGAAUAUUAAGCAUCCGCGGGCCUGGAUCUUUAUGCAGUUUGCUGUGGCAAAUAUCGGGUCCGCUAUCCUUGUUUCGUCAAAUCCCACGAAUUUGGUUUUGGCAAGCGCUUUCGAGAUCAAAUUUAUCCACUACACUGCGAAUGUGGUGGUUCCGGUUGUUGCAACUGCGAUACUACUACUUCCGUUCUUCCUAUAUGUGGUGUUUAGGAGCGAGGAUCUGGUCCCACGAUCGGUAAAGCUGCACGAACUUCCAGAAAGAUACAAGCAGAAAGCUCCUGUCAAUCCGAAUAUACCCAAUGCACGCGGGCCAAUUGAGGAUGACGAGAUUGCGGCCUUAGAGGAGAUCUUGAACCCUUUCCUUGAUAAACCAAGUGCAUGGUUCGCUGGUGCAGUCAUGGCGGCGACUCUGAUUACGAUCCUGGCUAUCAAUGCCAGUAGUGGAGGGCACGAAUAUCCGGUCUUCUGGAUUACUCUUCCUGCUGCGUUUGUUGUCUUCUGCUGGGAUCUUACUCGUGGCUGGCUUAAUCGGGAGGACACGCGAAGGCAGGCUCGACUGGGCCAAGAAGCGAUCGAGCAUGCCCAAGAGUCACACAUGUCAUCAGCGAUCGAUGCUGGCUCUGAGAAGGCUGGGCUGUUUACUCCAGAUGCCAACGACAAGUCGCUCGAAGCCAUAGCCUCCCCUGCCGUAAAUAAGGGCGAGGUAGCAUCAUUGCCACAAAGCGCAACUGGAGAGACCGGGACACUUCCGAACGCAGCAGACGAGGAGGUACACACGAAGCCAGGGUAUGUCCAGGAGCUUGUCGUUCCAUCAAAAGGACUAAACGAAGUGUCCGGGACCAUAGAGCUUUCUGGGCGAGCUGGAGCAAAACCGAAGCCUAAGUCGCUCAUGGAGCUGAUUGCCACUUUCUUUGCGUGGUGCCAAGUCACAUUCCCGACGAUAACGACAGUCGCAAGCCAUCUUCCAUGGACAUUGGUCCCAUUUGCUUUUUGCAUGUUUGUCCUUGUACAGGCUCUGGUAACGAAAGGCUGGGUCCCGGUCUUCGCUCAUGGCUGGGACCAUUGGAUUGACCGAACUGGGAUCGUCGGGGCCAUUGGCGGCAUGGGUUUCCUGUCAGUCGUGCUGUGCAACUUUGCAGGCACCAAUAUCGGCACUACUAUCCUGCUGAGUCGUGUUAUCCAGGCUUGGGUUGCCAUCCAUAAGCAAAAUGAUACGACCGUUAGCCAGAGAAUGUUCUGGGCCACGGUUUAUAGUAUGGCGAUUGGUGUCAAUUAUGGAGCAUUCAGCACCACGUUCAGUGCCUCUCUGGCUGGCUUACUUUGGCGAAGCAUCCUCUCCCGCAAGGAUAUCCGGGUGGGAAGCUUGGAGUUUGCACGAGUGAAUGUGCUGAUCAUUACUUUCACUACGGUCGUUGGACUUGCAAUCUUGAUCGGACAGAUCUACAUUACUCGAACCUCAAAGCUCUUUGGCAAGCAUCUAGUGGUACUCUCACCUGGGCCAAUCCCAGCUCUUCCUGCAACGGCUCAGAACAUGCACUUCAAUUUUCUCUCCUUCUUCCCAGCACCUCCCGACCUUCCUCCUCGCACAUUCGUGCUGCCUUCACAACCACACAGUAAGUCACCUCUUUAUAAAGAUGGUUGGAGGAACCGUAGUCCCUACACUACACACAGAUGCCACGAAGGCUGUCACACGAGGUUGAAACUGUUACAAUCGAUCAUGAUUGCGCGACGCCAUUUCACACCUUGGCAAAUUUUUCGGAUCGCUGAGCUGUUCGGAACAGCAUGCACGGCUUGCAUGGACGCCUAG
Messenger RNA from Pseudocercospora fijiensis CIRAD86, 2616 nucleotides. RefSeq lists its product as uncharacterized. The coding region runs from base 1 to 2616 and encodes 871 amino acids. Gene Ontology annotation, biological process: transmembrane transport. Gene Ontology annotation, cellular component: membrane. The transcript is spliced from 8 exons. NCBI's taxonomy places the organism in Eukaryota, Fungi, Ascomycota, Dothideomycetes, Mycosphaerellales, Mycosphaerellaceae. The record is from RefSeq and is a predicted model, not a curated record.